Molecule: messenger RNA, 2327 nt
Organism: Tricharina praecox
Lineage: Eukaryota; Fungi; Ascomycota; Pezizomycetes; Pezizales; Pyronemataceae
Product: peptidase family C78-domain-containing protein
Exons: 4
Coding region: 232-2187 (651 amino acids)
Source: RefSeq, a predicted model, not a curated record
GUCUACGUCUCGCUGUUUCCACCAUGCCCGCGUUCCCUCCACAGCGUCCUAUCAGGCAGGCCGCUUCCCCCUCCCACCCUCCCCCCAACUCGAAUCAACCAGCGCACUAAACGGUCUACAUAACCCAGCCCUGCAUCGUGCAGAGCAGCAAGCGCAUAGGGUAGAUUGUUAGCCACUUUGCCCACUCGCUCCCAGCGCAAGCAGGCAGGCAGGCAAAGAUAGAUCCACACGAUGGUCGAGCUACUGUACCCUUCUGCGUCCUCUUCCUCUUCCCCUUCCACUGCAUCGCCCGCCAUCCCCUACUCCUUCUUCGCCCCCCUCGACUGCUACUCCUCCACGUCGGCCUUCACCUCCGCCACAGCCGGAACCGGAACCACAAACGCCGUUGCCGCCGCCGCCUCCUCGUUCCGCCCCGAUCCUUGCCCGUUCUGCCGAUUCCGUGCGGACGACGAGUACUCGCUGCUGCUGCACAUCGAAACCUCGCACAUCGAGGACAGCCUAUUCGUCGCGGUCCCCGACGCCGACGACCAUGCAAGAGGAGCCGCACACACGCCCACGACCCUAAUUGACGACGAAGAAGACCCCGACUACGUUCUCUGUCCCGAGAGCGAUUGCGAGGAGUUUAUCCCGCUGCUGCAGUUGCAGACGCACAUGGACUUUCACGACGCGGCGAACCUCAGUAUGGAGCCCGUUGGCGUGUCGUUGCGGAAGAGGCGGGACAGCGAGGCGGUCGAGGCUCGGGGCGGCGAGCGCUCGUCGUCGCAUCACCACCGACGGCGCGACGGGGAGCGGGGCGAGAGGAAGCGCGAGGGGAGAGACGACGGCAAGCAUCAUCACCGCCACCGAGAACACGGCGAGCAUCGCGAACAUGGCGAGCAUCGCGAACAUAGGAAGCGCCGCGAAGAGAAGGAGAAGGAUCCGAAGGUGUCGUUCAUUCCGGCGACGACAUCGAGGUCUAGGAGUCCUGUGCGCGGCCUGAGCUGGUUUGAGAGGGUCGCGCUGGCGAUUGCGCAGCCGCAUCAUACCGUCGUCGUCGCGCCGGAUCAGCACAGGAGCAGCAGCAGUAGGCGGAGAUCGCAGAGCAGGGGCGCACAUAAGCGCUCCGAUAGCAAGAAGCGGUCCGAUAGUGCCCAUGUCAAGAGGUCCGACAGCAAGAAACGGUCGGACUCCGUUAGUCUCCAGAGGCCGGAUGGGAAGAGAGUCGAGAUCCGGAAAGGGAAGAGCACCGCUCCGCCGAUGACUCUGGCACCGCCGAAAAGUGGGAAAACUGUCAACGGCAUCAAAAAGCUGGGUAAAUCCGACCUCGGACCCCAUGCGCACGAAGUACAGAUGCCAUCCAGAUUACGAGCAGAGCUCGAGAAAGGCGGCCAGGCGAUCAAUGUCCGCAAGAUUGACCCGGAAACCGGCCGCCAGAUAAACGUCGUCCAGAUCGCAAACGAGACGCCGGAUCUCAUCUACACCAUGGCACUGCUCAGCGAACGUGAUCCAGAAAUCAUUAGGGCAUACCUGUGCCACCCCGGGACAAAACACGUGGGGAAACAGCUCCCAAAGGAAGGAGGGUUCUGCGGAUACAGGAACAUCCAGAUGAUGAUAUCGUACAUCCAAGCAGCCUUCCCCCGGGGCUCGCAUCCGUUCGAAGGUCGUAUUCCUACAAUCCUCAGAAUGCAAGACUUGAUCGAGGAGGGCUGGGACAAGGGCAUCAAUUCUACCGCAAGGCUCGAGACGGGCGGCAUCAGAGGCACCAGAAAGUACAUUGGCACUUCCGAGGCACAAACACUCCUCACAAGCGUCGGGCUGCAGUCACGUGCGCGCGCCUUCACGCGGGCGCCCGACUCCAACUCCCUACUGACGCAGAAGGCGCUCCUCGCGUUCGUCGAGGAGUACUUCCUCGCUGACCUCGCGCCCGGUGCCGUCAAUGGCAAGGUCGUGCGCACAGUCAAGCCGCCGAUCUACCUGCAGCAUAGCGGACACUCGAUGACGAUUGUGGGACUCGAGAAGUGGCGCGACGGCAGCGCCAGUCUGCUGGUCUUCGAUCCGUUCUUUAGCCCCACCGAUGCCAUGAAGGAGCUCGCCGGACGAAAGAUCUCGAGCAAGAUCCGUCCGGAUGUAUACCUGAAGGUCUAUAGACGCAAGAUGAGCUACCUCGCGAAAUACAAGGAGUUCGAGGUCAUCCUGCUGGAGCCGUGAGCGACACAACGAUUGUAACGAUGAUGCAAUGCAAUGAAAUGAAACGAACCAAAAGAUUCUGUUGUAUCCCUUUCCUUUCCAUUUAUUUUCCUUUCCUAUCCUUUUUUCCUUUUUUCCUUUUUUCCUUUUUUCCUUUUUUC